Messenger RNA from Penicillium angulare, 426 nucleotides. RefSeq lists its product as uncharacterized. The record is from RefSeq and is a predicted model, not a curated record. The transcript has 4 exons. Bases 1 to 426 code for a protein of 141 amino acids. NCBI's taxonomy places the organism in Eukaryota, Fungi, Ascomycota, Eurotiomycetes, Eurotiales, Aspergillaceae.
AUGCUCCUGUCUAACAACAAGAUCGUUCCUCUCACCAUUAUCAAGGGCGCCGGCCAUGAGCACAUCCCUAUCCCCGAGGGCGAAUGCGCCAUUAUCGCCGACUUCCACUCAAUAAAAUCCCAGAGCUCACACUCUACCCCUUACCUGACCACUGGAUUCUACCGUGUUGUGCCCGGACCUACACGCUACGGCGAGUACGACUACGAGGAGACCAAGUAUGUUCUCAAGGGUCAAAUCGACAUCACAGAUGAGGCCACUGGCAAGACCCACCAUCUCGUUGCUGGAGACUGGGCCUUCUUCCAUGUUGGAUCCAAGGCUCAGUUCUCAACAAAGACUGAGGGUGUUGCUUUCUACGCCGUCACCCGACCAAUGAACGACGGUCACCCUAACCUCGUUGGCCGCGAGGAGAGCACUUCAAAGUUGUAA